Molecule: messenger RNA, 7634 nt
Organism: Jaculus jaculus (lesser Egyptian jerboa)
Lineage: Eukaryota; Metazoa; Chordata; Mammalia; Rodentia; Dipodidae
Gene: Marf1
Product: meiosis regulator and mRNA stability factor 1
Exons: 27
Coding region: 96-5333 (1745 amino acids)
Biological process (GO): post-transcriptional gene silencing
Cellular component (GO): cytoplasm; peroxisome
Molecular function (GO): RNA nuclease activity; CCR4-NOT complex binding; mRNA base-pairing post-transcriptional repressor activity
Source: RefSeq, a predicted model, not a curated record
GGCCGGAAUGUGAUCCGAGGAGGAGCCGGCGGCUGAGGGUGGAAGAAUGAAAGAAAAGAAAGAUGAAAGAAUGUUGAACCACUUUGUCUGGCUGUAUGAUGGAAGGAAACGGAACUGAAAAUCCUUGCAGCAGAACACUUGGAUGGCUUCAACAAGAUAACGAUGCUAAGCCGUGGCUUUGGAAAUUCUCUAAUUGCUUCUCUCGUCCUGAGCAGACAUUGCCUCUUAGUCCCCAAACGAAAGAAUCCAUGGAGAACAAGAAAGCUGUUGUGGAAUUAAAGGAUGUACCAUCUCCCCUUCACAUUGGCUCUAAAAUUUUCCCAGCAGUCCCACUUCCUGAUAUUCAUUCUCUUCAGCAACCUACAGUACAGCUUUCAACUGUCCCCAAAGUAAGCUGCUGUGCUCAUUGCCCUAAUGAACCCUGCACUUCACCAAUGCGUUUUGGCGGUGGCAGUGGUGGUGGCAGCGGUGGAGGUACUGGUAGCCUGAGUCACACGGGCACACUCUUAGACUCGCAGAGCACCAGGACAGUCACAUGUCAGGUAGGGUCAGGGUUUGCUUUCCAGUCUGCCUCUUCCCUCCAGAACGCCUCCGCUAGGAACAACUUGGCAGGCAUUGCAAGUGACUUUCCCAGCAUGUGUGUAGAGAGCAGUCUAUCUUCCUGCAAGCACCUACCCUGUUGUGGAAAACUCCAUUUCCCAUCAUGUCACAGUAACGUGCACAAGCUGCAUCCAUUUCCAGCUCUGCAGGGCUGCACCUCUGCUGGCUAUUUCCCUUGUUCUGAUUUCCCAAGUGGGGCUCCUGGCCAUUUGGAAGAACACCUUUCACAGUCGGAGCUAACGCCUCACUUGUGCACCAACUCCUUGCACCUAAAUGUGGUACCUCCGGUUUGUUUAAAGGGCUCACUGUAUUGUGAAGACUGUCUAAACAAGCCAGGAAGAAAUAGUAUAAUUGAUGCUACUAAAGUCUGGCCAAAUAUACCACCUCCGAGCACUCAGCCUGCCCCUCGCGCUGUCCCUCUGUGUAAUGGCUGUGGAACCAAAGGAACAGGGAAGGAGAACGCAUUGUUGCUGGCGACCAGUCUAAGCAAAGCUGCUUCAAAAUUUGGGUCACCAGAAGUUUCAAUAGCUGGACAGGUGCUAGAAAACCUGCCUCCCAUUGGAGUUUUUUGGGAUAUAGAAAAUUGCUCAGUUCCUUCUGGCCGGUCAGCUACUACGGUUGUGCAAAGAAUCCGUGAGAAAUUUUUUAAAGGGCACAGAGAAGCAGAAUUUAUCUGUGUGUGUGACAUCAGUAAAGAAAAUAAAGAAGUUAUUCAAGAACUGAAUAAUUGCCAGGUCACUGUUGCUCAUAUCAAUGCCACUGCGAAGAACGCAGCCGAUGAUAAACUCCGGCAGAGUCUGCGCAGGUUUGCGAACACUCACACGGCCCCAGCCACGGUGGUGCUGGUGUCAACUGAUGUCAACUUUGCAUUGGAACUUAGUGACUUGAGGCACAGGCACGGUUUUCACAUCAUCUUGGUCCAUAAAAACCAAGCCUCAGAAGCACUGCUGCAUCACGCCCAUGAGCUGAUCGGAUUUGAAGAAUUCAUUUCUGACCUGCCUCCCCGGUUACCACUCAAGAUGCCACAGUGCCACACUCUGCUCUAUGUUUAUAACCUACCAGCAAAUAAAGACGGCAAGAGCAUCAGCAACAGGCUUCGACGCCUGUCUGAUAAUUGUGGUGGGAAAGUGCUGAGUAUCACGGGCUGCAGUGCCAUUCUCCGCUUCAUUAACCAGGAUAGCGCAGAGCGGGCCCAGAAACGCAUGGAGAAUGAAGAUGUCUUUGGUAAUAGGAUCAUUGUGUCGUUUACUCCAAAAAGUAGAGAACUCUGUGAAGCAAAGAGCUCAAAUGCAAUUGCAGAUAAAGCAAAGUCUCCAAAAAAAAUUAAGAAUACGAAGCUGUGCCUCAUCAAAGACACAAGUGAGCAAUCUUCUAGUGCCAAAGCCACCCCUGGGAAAGGGCCACCGAUGAACUCUGGAUCUGCAACAAAAAGCACUCAUGUUAAAAGCUUACAGGAGCUGUGCCGCCUGGAGCAGAAGAUGGGCAGCAGAAACACUGAGCACCAGCAGGGCCACCCGAGGCUGGCAGCACUGCCGCACAGUGGCCCAAGCACAGCAGCACCCACGCCCAAGACCAUGGGGGUGGCGGAGCCCCUCUACAGAAGCAGUCAGAAAAAAGAGAAUCUCAGUGUGCGGAGUGCCACCAGCUCUCCUAUAGAGAAGAGAGAGAAGGAGGAGGCUGUCUUCCAAGUGAGCUACCCAUCUGCUUUCAGCAAGCUGAUUGCAUCAAGGCAAGUCAGUCCUCUGCUCACGGCUCAGUCUUGGUCUCCUAGCAGGAGCAUGUCUCCUAACCUUUUAAACGGAGGGCCACCACUUGCUUUCAAUGUUGCCAAUCCCAGCAGUGGAGCUGACUACCCAGACCCAUUUGCAAAUGGUGCUGACAUACAGGUCAGCAACAUCGACUACAGAUUAUCCCGCAAGGAGCUGCAGCAGCUCAUCCAAGAGGCGUUCUCCAGGCAUGGCAAGGUGAAGAGUGUUGAGCUCAGUCCCCACACGGACUAUCAGCUCAAGGCCAUUGUUCAGAUGGAAAACCUGCAGGAAGCCAUCUGUGCCAUGAACAGCCUACACAGGUAUAAAAUUGGCAGCAAGAAGAUCCUGGUCUCACUUGCCACAGGAGCUGCUAACAAAUCCCUCUCUUUACUAAGUGCAGAAACAGUGUCUAUCCUCCAGGAUGCUCCUGCCUGUUGUUUGCCUCUCUUUAAAUUUACGGACAUCUAUGAGAAAAAGUUUGGUCACAAGUUGAAUGUGGCAGAUUUGUAUAAAUUAACAGACACAAUAGCAGUCCGCGAACAGGGAACCGGACGGCUCGUGUGUCUCUUACCCAGCAGCCAGGCCCGCCAGAGCCCCCUCGGGUCUUCUCAGUCACAUGAUGGCUCCUCCACGAAUUGCAGCCCAAUUAUAUUUGAAGAGUUAGAAUAUCAUGAACCUGUCUGCAGACAGCAUUGUUCCAAUAAGAACUUCAGUGAACAUGAAUUUGAGCCUGACUCUUACAAGAUUCCUUUUGUGGUUCUGUCUUUGAAGACAUUUGCACCCCAAGUUCAUAGUCUUCUCCAGACCCACGAGGGCACGGUGCCUUUGUUAAGCUUUCCAGAUUGCUAUGCUGCAGAGUUCGGUGACCUAGAGAUCAUGUGGGAAAGCCACGGUGGUGUCCCCUUAGAACACCUCAUCACCUGCAUCCCAGGUGUGAACAUUGCCACUGCUCAGAAUGGCGUCAAAGUAGUGAAGUGGAUUCACAACAAGCCCCCGCCUCCCAAUGCUGACCCUUGGCUUUUGCGUUCUAAAAGUCCUGUGGGUAAUCCCCAGUUGAUCCAGUUCAGCAGAGAAGUCAUUGACUUACUGAAGAACCAGCCGUCCUGUGUCAUACCAAUCACUAACUUCAUCCCGUCAUACCACCAUCAUUUUGCAAAGCAGUGUCGGGUUUCGGACUAUGGCUAUUCCAAGUUGAUUGAGCUGCUAGAAGCAGUGCCUCACGUGUUGCAGAUUCUUGGGAUGGGCUCCAAGCGUUUGCUGACCCUCACCCACAGGGCCCAGGUGAAGCGCUUUACUCAGGAUUUACUCAAACUUCUCAAGUCGCAGGCCAGCAAGCAGGUCAUCGUGAGAGAAUUCUCACAGGCUUAUCAUUGGUGUUUCUCAAAGGACUGGGAUGUCACUGAAUAUGGUGUUUGUGAGUUGGUUGACAUCCUGUCAGAAAUCCCAGAUACAACCAUCUGCUUAUCCCAACAAGAUAACGAUACAGUGAUUUGUAUCCCCAAAAGAGAACGUACUCAGGAUGAAAUAGAAAGGACAAAACAGUUCUCCAAGGAUGUUGUUGACUUGCUGCGUCACCAGCCCCACUUUCGAAUGCCCUUUAAUAAAUUUAUUCCCUCUUACCAUCAUCACUUUGGCCGGCAGUGCAAACUUGCAUACUAUGGGUUUACCAAACUACUUGAACUUUUUGAAGCCAUACCUGAAAUUUUACAAGUUUUGGAAUGUGGAGAAGAAAAAAUCCUAACUUUGACAGAAGUGGAGCGAUUCAAAGCUCUAGCUGCCCAGUUUGUUAAACUUCUGCGAUCCCAGAAAGACAACUGCCUUAUGAUGACAGAUCUACUCACAGAGUACGCGAAAACCUUCGGGUAUACGUUUCGCCUCCAAGACUAUGACGUCAGUUCAAUUUCAGCUUUAACCCAGAAACUCUGCCAUGUUGUAAAGGUGGCUGACAUGGACUCUGGCAAACAGAUUCAGCUGAUCAACCGGAAGUCUUUGCGGUCUCUCACUGCCCAGCUGCUGGUGUUGUUGAUGUCCUGGGAAGGAGCUACCUACCUUUCUGUCGAUGAGCUCAGGACACAUUAUGAAACCACCCACAGUACUUCUCUCAACCCUUGUGAAUACGGAUUCAUGACUUUGACUGAGCUACUCAAGAGUCUGCCCUACUUGGUUGAGGUGUUUACCAGCGAUAACACGGAAGAGUAUGUGAAGCUCACAAGUCUGUACUUGUUUGCUAAGAAUGUGCGCUCCUUACUUCACACUUACCACUACCAGCAGAUCUUCCUCCAUGAGUUUUCUGUGGCCUAUACCAAGUAUGUUGGGGAAACACUGCAGCCCAAGACGUAUGGCUACAAUAGUGUGGAGGAGCUUCUGGGAGCCAUCCCGCAGGUGGUGUGGAUAAAAGGACAUGGUCACAAGAGAAUUGUAGUGUUAAAAAAUGACAUGAAAAACCGGCUGAGCUCACUCAGCCUCUGCCCUGCCAGUCAUGAAAGCCAGCCUCCAGACAGCAAACAGAUCCUGGAGGUGCCCGAACUGCACACAGCCUCAGAACUCCAGCUUGGAGCAGGUGGCGAUGGUCCCAGUCAGGCGGAGCAGGAGCUUCUUCACUUGGCCAGCAGCUCCCCUGUGGACCUUCUUUGUGCACCCGUCCCUUCAUGCCUACCGUCCCCUCAGCUGAGACCAGAUCCCGUCAUCCUGCAGCCUGCUGAUCUCAUUCAGUUUGAGGAACGCCCUCAAGAGCCUUCAGAAAUUAUGAGUUUAACCCAAGAAGAAAGCACUGAAACUGCAGUCAUAGUAAAGAAGGAAAACCCAUCCUCUGAUUCCUGCUCAUCUUGUGCCCCAGCAGCUGCCUCGGCUUCUCACGGCCCCUCCUCGGAAGCCCCUGAGUUGCUGCUCAGCAAGGACCCUGUGGAAAGCCCCGCCAAAAAGCAGCCCAAAAAUCGAGUAAAAUUGGCAGCCAACUUUUCCUUUGCACCUGUAACCAAGCUUUAACUUUCAUUUUGGACAUAGAAUUAGGAUGGGGAAAAACUGUCUGAUUCUACACACAAAAAUGGGCUCAAAAGCAUCCUCUUCUGUUUUAAUGACAACCCUUUGGAAGCCACUCACUUCUUAGAUUUCUCCACACCAUGUGAUCUAGUUUUGACCUUUCAGCUGAUGUUUUUCUUUAUUUUCCAAUUCUUUGAAAGAACUUUGACCAUUGUUAAAGAAUCCUUAAUAUGUUUUACCAAAUUUUCCUUAGCUAUUACGAAGCAUGGCAGUGUUCCAGAAGUAAGUAGCAAGAACUCAGCUAGCAAGGAGUGGCUUGACGUCCAUGGAGCCGCCUCAGUGGUCUGGUCCUUCAUAGAGCCUGGCAGCGUCUCCCGUCCUUUGGUUUCUGAAGCACACCCUGUCUGGUUCUGUGAUGCAGUUUCACACCCUGGAGGAGCAUCGGGAGGAGAGAUGUUUUCAGGCUGACAUAGGAAGGCUUCUGUGUUGACUUGUCUGUGUGCCUUGUUUUUAUGUAACUGUCUCUAGUUGACAAAUGUGGCUUCAUCACAAUUUAUUUUAAACAUUUCCAUUUAGGAAUUCCAUUUUGGAGCUUUCUAGAAAGUUGAACAUGUUAUAAGCUUCCCUUCUGUGUUCAGUUCCAGUUUUACGUGGAGUGGGUUAAGGAGAGGAGGCGGUCUUGGUGCAGGUGUGUCGGGGCAGAUGUGAGCGACAGCGCACGCCCUUGUGUGCCGGCCAGUGCGAGAGUCUGAUUUUCUCAACUAUGCAUCAGAUGCAUAAAAUACAAGUCAGAGCAGAGUGAUGAGGUGCUUUAGCAGGAAUGGAAUCAAUAUUGUGUCCACUAGGAAGAGACCAGAAUUCUAUCUGCACAGGUGAAGGCCAAGGUUGACAAGCCUAACCUUGUUGUUGUAAUUUUAAAGCUGGUGUUGGCAUCUGGGAAGCUUUCCGUGUGAGGCUGUGCAUUUGUAUGUUAGUUCAGUGUCUUUUUACUUUGUGAUUUGUCACUAUUGGAAGCAUGUUUGGGUUGUUUUUUUUUUGUUUUUUUUUGUUUUUUUUUUUUUUCCUUUUUGCGGUGUCUGACGUUGGUCUUUGGGAAAAGCCAGCCUUUGUGGGCACCGCCCCGUGGAAUGGUCUUCUCUCUGGGUGCCUGAGGUGUCUGCUCACAGGAGGCCUAACUUCCCUGCUGGAGAAACCUGACAUUUACAAUGGGUUGUAUUUGUCGGGCUGAACAGGGAGGGUCCAUUCAUGGAGCAGAAAGGGCCUGUCGGCAUGGUGUCCCAUGAGUUAAGGCCCGUUGGUGCGGUCUCCCACGAGUUAGGGCCCGUCAGUGCGGUCUCCCGCGAGUUAGGGCUCGUCGGCACAGUCUCCCACUAGUUAGGUGACACUUCUUGGGGAAUGUUUAUAUUUUGUAAUUUCUAGAAAGCCAGAAGAUGGAUUCUGAUUUAGUAGCCAGCAUUUUUAUAAAUGCCACAAAGUAAGGGCUCUAGAGAGGUUUUUACCAGUUGGAUUUUUGUUCCCUAAAUCUUUUAAAUGAAGCCAGUGAUUCCCAGUUUUCAGCACACGACCCCAAUCAAGAUGGAGCCACACUGGAGACUCCACCAGCUCUUGUGAGGACGUCUCCUCUGCAGACAUAGUGGUACAGGAAGCAAAAUGCCCGUGUGCAGGUUUUUUAAAGGCGCUUUUAAAAGAUGUAAUGAAUUGGUGUUGAGAACAUCAGUUGCCUUAUUCUGAAACUUCCUAAGGCCACAUUUGCACACUUGGACUUCAGCUUUGCUAGUGUGGGAAGAAUUAUGGACUUAAACAACAUGAGGUGUCACUACAAGUCACUUGGAACCAUCUCAAAGAGCUGGUUCCAUGGGCAACAAAGAAACAGUCUGCACUGUCAUGUGAUUGCGUGCCAUUCUCUGGGCUGCCAGUCCAGAGCACAUUUGACUAGCAAUUGCUGCUUAAAACUGCGACUGUGGUGGAGGCUGGUCGUAUUCAUGACGUAUUCCAUAGUGGUCAGCUCAGUCGCUAUCUAUUUUUUUAUCCAGAGGCUUAAUUAAAUGAUGAUGCAAUGGUGUGCGUGCAUUGAGAUGAUGCUUUAUUUCUGGGUGGAAGGAUGUACCAAAUUUAUCUGUUUAAAAAGACAAAAGUUAUCACCAAAAUCCCCUCUCCCAUCUCACACUGUUUGCUUUGGAUUGGGCUUUGAACGAGAUAUUUUUCUUAACUGUCUACUUUGUUUGAACACUUUUUUUGUGGUUCAAGUGAUGUUUUGUGUGUUGGGACCAAACAGUUGUCAAUAAACUUUAUGAGCAAGCAUUGGCA